Messenger RNA from Parathielavia appendiculata, 2386 nucleotides. RefSeq lists its product as uncharacterized. Gene Ontology annotation, biological process: protein localization to vacuole. Gene Ontology annotation, cellular component: vacuolar membrane. NCBI's taxonomy places the organism in Eukaryota, Fungi, Ascomycota, Sordariomycetes, Sordariales, Chaetomiaceae. Bases 234 to 2054 code for a protein of 606 amino acids. The transcript has a single exon. The record is from RefSeq and is a predicted model, not a curated record.
AGCUCAGAUUGAUGUGCAGGCGACAGCAGUUCACCCAACCCACAAACCGGCGAUGGGAACUUGGAAAUCAUCGCCAAAUCCCCACCAAACCAUGUUCCGUCAAAUGGUCGGUUGAAGCUGUCGCAUCUGCAUUUCAGCCUUGGGUCUACAACUGGAAUCCGUUUCCACCAACAAAGGUGUGCAAUACAUACCCAACGCUUUGAGACCGCAGACGCGGAAUUACAGGAAGCACCAUGGCGUCGGCCGGGCUGCUGCAGACCAGUCUGAUAUGGGUCGCAUACGGCGUCGCCGUCGCUCUUGUUUUUCUCGUCGCCAUCAUCACUACCGUCACAUGGCAGACACCCCAUGAGCGAUCCGUCGCCGUCAGCAUCGUUUCGAUUUUCAGUCUUAGCGCGCUCCUCGCUACUGUCUUCCUCCUCCCCGUCGAUAUCGCUCUCGUCUCCUCGACCACAUCCGCCCACCUCGGCGCAAAGAAGGACUGGGCGACGCCACCCCGGGUUGACAGCAUUCUGCAGACACUCAAGAUUGUCUACUACACGCUUUAUACCCUCGACGCGCUUCUGUGCUUGAUUGUCAUUCCCUUCACUUAUUUCUGGUACGAAGAGUACGAUGAAGUGGAAGAAGAGGAGGGCACCAGAAGCACCGGCGCUCGCAUAUGGCAGGCCUUGAAGUACACAUUCGGCUUUGUCUUUCUUGUCGUCGCCCUUUUCCUCAUUGGAUUCUUCGUGCCGGCUGCCGGGAGCUCUCACGGGAGACACAUGGACCUGGACUACUUCAAGCGCCUGCUUGCUGCGAACAACGGGGAGAAGGCCCUCACCUUUGGGGUCGGUCUUCUCGUGACCCUUGGGACCCUGCUCUAUGUUCUUUACACGGGCGCAGGUCUGGCUCUCCUGCCGGUAUCCUUUAUCAAGUCCGCCCCGUCCAUCUCGGCUCCACAGCUCUCCGCCACGACCGCCUCCGCCCUGGAGCGUAACCGUGAGCUUCAGAGGCAGCUGGAGAUGCGCAACGCCGGCCGUACGGAAGGCAUGUCUCAGAAGGACCGGAGAGAGCUGGAUGCGCUUCUGCGCGAGGAACGGACUCUUGUGCGCCGUGAGAGACUCGCUGCGGAAGCGCGCGGGGAUGGCCGCAGCAAGAUCUAUCGUGCAUGGACAAAGGUGCAAGCCGUCUUCCGGCCAUUCAAGCUCCUCGGCGGUAUCUUCCUGCUUCUGCUGGCGAUCCUGGUGUGGGUAUCAAUGCUCAUCACCAGCAUCGACAAGUCGGUCAAUUCCAUCUGCAAGCAACACUGCGGCUACAUCCUGGGUCACUUGAAUGUCUUCCAGCCCAUCAACUGGAUUUUCGUGCAAUCUGCCAAGGCGUUUCCAGUUGACUACAUCCUCAUGGCGCUGCUCGUCCUCUUCUUCUUCAGCAGUUCCAUCACAGGACUGGCCUCGAUCGGCAUCCGCUUCCUGUGGGUGCGCAUCUUCCAGAUCAAGAAGGGCCGCACGGCACCGCAGGCUCUUCUCAUCACGGCCGUGCUGUUGGCCCUCAUCAUCCUCGCCAUCAACUACGCCGUUGCCAUGGUCGUCGCUCCCCAGUAUGCGAUCUAUGGCACUCAGACCUUCUGCGUCAACACCCCGCGCCGUCCGGGCGGGCAGCCCGAUUGCCGCGAGCACCGCGACAUGGUCCGCCCCUGCUCCGAGGUGUUUAGCGAGCCGGCGGCAAAGGACGUGUGCACGCCGACGGUCAUGUCGACGUUCCUCAACCGCAUCACGCUCAACUGGCCCGUCUUUGGCGCCGUUGAUUUCUGGGCGCAAUUUGCCUUCUUGGCGGUGUUCUUGGUUGUCUUUCUCACCAGCCUGUUCCGAACCCCGCGGCUCAAUCUCAGCGAGCUGGAUGAGGAGGCUGAGGCUGACGAGGAGGAAGGGCUGUUGGCCAGCACAGGGAGACGGUUCGGUGCCACUUGGCAAGAUAUCACUGGCCGGGCGAAGAGGACUGCCGGCGCUGGUGCGCAGGAAGGUGAGGGUUAUGGGACGGCUGCUAGUGGAAACGGGGGCAGCUCCGGUUCAAGGGCUUGACGGGACACAGUAACGUGGCGGAAAAUGGGCGACGGGUUGGUAUGGCAGCGGCAGGUUACUCGGCAUUCGGUUCGGGUCUUACAUUACACAUAACCGAAACUGUACGGAGGUGUGAGUGGUAUGUGGCGGAGUUCAACGGAUGGGUUGGAUGGGCAAAAGGGAUGGAUGGCAUGAGAGAGGUUCUCGACUGACUGGUCAGGAUCAGCCUGGACUGAUAGGAAGGAUUUCGAGUAACGUCGGCGUGCCGCUUCCUUUUCCCCUGUAUCAAGCGUAUGUGAGCUUUCUUAACUCUGGAAUCACUGUUAAUACAAUCAAUUCAAGGAGUUGCGCCU